CAAGUUACAUCAAUAAGGGAUCAUAGCUUUCACCUGGUCAGUCCAUGUCACGGAAAGAGCAGGUGUUCUUAAUAUUUCAUAUACUCAGUGUAUAAUGGAGCUUUCCAAACACAAGCACUGUAUUGAAAACAAUGAAAGACAGCAUUCAACUGUCAACGUAAGCAAAACCAUUACUCCCUAAAACUCCACAGACAGCAUUCAACUGUCAACAUAAGCAACCAUUACUCCCUAAAACUCCACAGACAGUCAUCCUGUAAGACCAUGGGUAGGCACUCUUUAGAUCACGUGUCAAACUCAUUUCAUGGAGAGCCCAGUGUCUGCUUGCUUUCGCUCCCCCCUUGUACUUGAUUGAUGUAUUGAGGUACUACUUAGUAAGGAACUUUCCUCACCUGGUUGUCUUUAUUGCAACGAAAAAGCAAAACCCUGCAGCCGCUAGGCCUUCCAUGGAAUGAGUUUGCCACCCCUGCUUUAGACUGGCUUUUUGCCGUGUUUAGGACUAAGCCAUUUCAUUAGUCCAGUCACAAAGGAAUAUCACACUUCUGACCCUAGACUAACUCCAAUCACCUACUCUUAACCCCUGACUUCUGACCCUAGACUAACUCCAAUCACCUACUCUUAACCCCUGACUUCUGACCCUAGACUAACUCCAAUCACCUACUCUUAACCCCUGACUUCUGACCCUAGACUAACUCCAAUCACCUACUCUUAACCCCUGACUUCUGACCCUCUGGCUCAGUCACAUCACUUUGAACUGUUAUUCUGAUUUAUCAGAGCUCUUGCAGACAAUGCUGCACCUCUCCUCAAAGCCCGCGGAUGUCGCCGUUUCUCCACCAUAUCACCUCUUACUCUCUCUUCCUCCCCCUCUCGGUUCCCGUUCUCAGCCCUGCUGUCUCUCUCUCUCUCCACUCCCCCCAUCUUUCUUCUAUGGGCUACAGCACAAGUAGAAGAAAAAAAUCCAGCUAAAAGCUUUUCCGGUCUGCUAGCCUUAAUUUCCUCUAAAGACGUCUCUCGCAGAGAGGAGAGAAGGACGCACACAGGCAGACUGACAGACCAACGGUUGUAAUUGCACCGGCGGUCACCGAGAAGACUAAUCUUCACUCUUAUCUUGUACUGAAGGAUAUGGUUUCUUUAGGAGGGGCAUGAACCGCGGAGCAGUGCUUCUCGGCGGCCUGUGCCGGGGAAUGUGUCCGCCGUGGGUGUGAGGGAGAGCGGAAUGGUCUGCCUGGACGGAACGCACUGGUCUCGCACGGCCGCUCCAGUCUCCGGUAUCCACGCGCUCCCGACUGUGCCAAUCGAGCGCGGCUCGGUCCAUAGCGGUGUGAUUUGUUUCACCGACGGCCUCAAACACAUUGGGCAGCCCACUUGUCUUUUAUCGUUACAUAAUUGAAACUGAAUGUCUGUGUCGCUCCCGUAACCCGGACUGAUUCUCAGGCAGGGAGGCAGAGAUGUGUGUGUGACACUGUGUGUGUGCGCCUGUGCUGGAUCCAGGGGCAGGGCUGUCUGUCUGUAACCGAUAUACCCGCCGAGUGGACCGGACUGGACUGCAUUAAUUGUACUAGUGCAUAAAUUAACCAAAGGCCAGCCCAACGUGAACCCUGGGUGGAAACCCGAGUCCAACGGGCAAUGAGGGGAACAGCUUUGCCUCUCUUUACUUCUCUGGCCCUCGGUCUGAUCUUUUUGUGUUUCUGCCAGAAGCAUCUGGAAAGGAUAACACGGGGAUCCAUCCUCUCCCCCAGAAAGUAGACUGGAAAAUAAAUCACAUCCUGGAUGGAGGAGCAUCCUUACUUCUAGAAAUGAUGGAUACAGUUGUCUCGAAUUCCAGCUUCAUGCUCAUGGCCUACUGCUAAUUUUAGAGGUGUAAAUUAUGGAAUGGAAAACUGGGUUUUAUUCUUUAUAAUAAUAACCUACAACUGGAAGUGUUUGUUAAAGUUAUUACACUGUUAUUAAUGACUUCCAUUGUUGAUGAGUUAUUACUGUUUUUCAUUUCUCUCAUUUUGCCAUUGGAUUGGCAAUGACCUAUUCACCCUGGCCACCAAUGCAUGUAACUAAGGAUAACUGGAUAACUGUGAUCCUCGCCCUCCAUCGAUUUUAGGCCGAGUUGAAGGAAUACAACAUCCUUUUCCCUAACUCUGAAACCACAACAAGUUGAAAUCACUAAGCCUCUGUGACAUGUCCUUGUAUCCAGGCAACGGAAUGUGACUGUAACUACCUUCUCCCUUUCUCUAACUUCUAAACUCCGUUGAAACUACACAUGCAGUGAAGAUGUGUGCAGCCAGGUUCAGUAGCAGCAGUAGUGUCAACGGGGACCGGGAUGAGACCACUACUAAUGGACCCGGUACGGGCCCGGCCACCACAUCCCGCAUGCUGGACUGGUCCGAGGAGGGCACCCGCAUCCUGCACAGCCUGGAGAUUGGAACGGUCAUGACCGUGUUCUACCAGAAGAAGUCCCAGCGACCGGAGAGGAGGACCUUCCAGAUACGACAGGACACUAGACAGAUAGUGUGGAGCCGCAACCCUGACAAGAUAGAGGGAGAGAUUGAUAUCAGGGAGAUCAGGGAGCUGCGGUUGGGUAAAGGUUCCCGGGACUUUGAGCGUUAUCCAGAGGAGGCUCGUAAAUUAGACUCCGCCCACUGCUUCAUCGUCCUCUACGGACUGGAGUUCCGCCUCAAAACACUCAGCGUGGCCGCCUUCAGUGAGGAGGAGGUCAAUAUGUGGAUCACUGGAAUCAACUGGCUGAUGAUGGAUACUCAGAGAGCCUCAGCACCACAACAGAUAGACCGGUGGCUGAGGAGACAAUUUGAGGUGAUGGACAGGAAUCGUGAGGGAAGUAUCACAGUAAAGGAUGUGAAGGCCCUGUUACCUCAUAUCAACUACAGAGUCCCCAACAUGCGCUUCCUCAAAGACAAGCUACAGGAAGUGGAAGCCAGGUGUGAUCUCUCCUUCCCUCACUUUGCUCAGCUCUAUAGAACAUUGAUGUUCGACGCACAGAGAAGUAUCAUUGAGCAGCUGGAGCUCUCUUUCCCCCUCCGGAAUGUGGACAGACCAGAGCUGUGUCAGAUCUCUUUUUACGACUUCCAGAAGUUUCUACAGCUGGAUCAGAAGGAGUCAUGGGCGUCGGACCUGAGCCGCGUCAGAGAGUUCCUAACGGGCUACCUGAGGGGUGGAGCACAGACCGAACCUAUGCUACAGCUAGAUGAGUUCCUCACGUUCCUGUACUCCAAGGAGAACUCAUUGUGUGACCCUCGACCUGCUGUUGUUGUCUCUGACGACAUGAAGAGACCCCUGUCUCAGUACUGGAUUUCCUCAUCACACAACACGUAUCUGACAGGUGAUCAGUUCUCCAGUGAGUCAUCUCUAGAGGCCUACGCUCGUUGCCUGAGGAUGGGCUGUCGCUGCAUAGAACUUGAUUGCUGGGAUGGGCCUGAUGACCUGCCAAUCAUCUACCAUGGCCACACUCUCACCUCCAAGAUCAAAUUCCUGGACGUGCUGCACACCAUCAAAGAGCAUGCCUUUGUCACUUCAGAGUACCCAGUGAUUCUGUCCAUAGAGGACCACUGUAGUGUGGUCCAACAAAGGAACAUGGCUACUCACUUUAAGAAGGUGUUUGGAGAUCUGCUGCUGACCAAACCAGUGGACCUGAAUGCAGAUGAGCUGCCCUCGCCCUACCAGCUACGCAGGAAGAUACUCAUCAAGCAUAAGAAACUGGUAGAGGGCUCUCUGUAUGAAGAGGUGACGUCAGCCAGCUACUCUGAGGCUGACAUCAGUAACUCCCUCAGGAAUGGCAUUCUCUACCUGGAAGACCCCAUAGACCACACAUGGACUCCCCACUACUUUGUUCUGAGCAGUAAUAAGAUCUACUACUCGGAGGAGACUUCUCACUACCAGACUGCCGAGGAAGAGGAGGAGGAGGAGGAAGAGGAGGGAGGGAGGGGGAAAGAGGAAAGAAACCUAAAUUGUAACAACAAUGAGCAGCACAGUGCAGAGCGCUGGUUCCAUGGGAAGCUGGGAGGGGGGCGGGAUGGGAGACAGGUUGCUGAGAAACUGCUGCAGGAGUACUGUGAGGGCGGGGGCAAGGAUGGGACCUUCCUGGUCCGAGAGAGUGAGACCUUCGUAGGAGACUACACCCUCUCCUUUUGGCGAUCUGGGCGUGUGCAGCACUGUAGGAUCCAUUCCCGCCAGGAGUCUGGCUCCACCCGCUACUACCUGACUGACAACUUGGUGUUUGACAGCCUGUAUAGACUCAUCUGCCACUACAGAGACACGCCCCUACGCUGCAACGAGUUUGAGAUGAGGCUGGGCAGCCCUGUACCACAGCCCAACGCACACGAGAGCAGAGAGUGGUUCCACUCCAGUCUUUCUCGUGUCCAGGCUGAACACAUGUUGAUGAGGGUACCCAGAGAUGGGGCCUACCUGCUCCGCAAACGCAGCGACAUCAACUCCUACGCCAUCUCCUUCAGGGCGGAGGGUAAAAUCAAACACUGUCGUAUCCAGCAGGAGGGCCGUAUGUUCAUGUUGGGUAGCUCAGCAGAGUUCGAGAGUCUGGUUGACUUGGUCAGCUACUAUGAGAAACACCCCCUGUACCGCAAAAUGAGGCUGCGCUACCCCAUCAACGAAGACACACUGGACCGCAUGGGCACCACGGAGCUAGACUAUGGAGCGUUGUAUGAAGUCAGGACCCCACAUUUCUACGUCGAGGCCAACAAGAUGCCCACGGCUCGGUGUACGGUCAAGGCCCUGUAUGACUACAGAGCCCAGAGGGACGAUGAGCUGUGUUUCCCCAAACAGGCCCUCAUCCUCAGCGUGGACAAGCAGGAAGGAGGCUGGUGGCGAGGUGAUUACGGAGGGAAGAAGCAGCUGUGGUUUCCUGCCAACUACGUAGAAGAAGUCCCCAACUCACCCGUCCGCGAGACAGGAGACGAGGCAUCUACAGAGAACAGUCCACUAGGAACAUUUCUCAAGGGCUUCAUCGAUGUGCCCACCUGCCACGUAGUGGUUCAGAAGGAUGGGAAGAGUUCCAGGCCAUAUGUGUUCACCGUCCACUCCCAGCAGAUGUCAAUUCACCCUGGCCAGGCACUGGACAUUGCUUCAGACACCCUGGAGGACCUGACCGGUUGGGUGGGGAAGAUCAGAGAGGCCACACAGAACGCAGACGCACGGAUGCAGGAAGAGAAGCAGAUGGAGAGGAGGAAGAAAAUCGCACUGGAGCUCUCUGAGCUGGUGGUCUACUGUAGACCUGUCCCCUUCAAUGAAGAGAAGAUCGGGACAGAGCGGGCAUGUUUCCGGGAUAUGUCAUCAUUCCCAGAGACCAAGGCAGAGAAGUUUGCCACGCGGGCAAGAGGGAAGCGCUUCCUGCAGUAUAACCGUCGCCAGCUCUCCAGGGUCUACCCCAGAGGACAGAGACUAGACUCCUCUAACUACGACCCUUUACCCAUGUGGCUGUGUGGAUCCCAGCUGGUUGCUCUCAACUUCCAGACUCCUGACAAGCCCAUGCAGUUGAACCAGGCUCUAUUCAUGCUGGGUGGGGGGAGUGGCUUCGUGCCCCAGCCUGACAUCAUGAGGGAUGACACCUUUGACCCCUUUGACAAGGACACCCUCCAUCUGGAGCCAAUCACCAUCCAGCUACAAGUACUGGGAGCUCGUCACCUCCCUAAGAAUGGCCGCAGUAUAGUGUGUCCCUUUGUAGAGGUUGAGGUGUGUGGGGCCGACUACGACUGCAGCAAGAGCAAGACCGACGUCGUGGCUGACAAUGGGUUGAACCCAGUGUGGGUUCAGAGGCAGUUUGUGUUUGACGUCCAUAAUCCGUCCUUCUCCUUCCUGCGUUUCUUGGUCUAUGAGGAGGACAUGUUUUCUGACCCCAACUUCCUGGCUCAGGCAAUCUACCCUGUCCGCUCACUAAGAACAGGCUACAGGAGUGUUCCACUAAAGAACAGUUACAGUGAAGAGUUGGAGCUGGCUUCUCUGCUGGUUCACAUUGAGAUUGUCAACGCCAAGGAGGAAGAUGAUCAGAACCUGUACUCGUCCAUCCAAAGGCUGAGAGACCGCACCAGUGAGCUGUCCAAUCAGGUGUCAGUUCUGGAGAGGGCGGGGUCAGGAGGUGACCACAGCUAUCAGCAGAGUCUGGAGGAGCUGAGAGCAGCACAAGAUCAGCUCAGUGAACUAGUGGAGACACGCAACCACAGGCUGAUUGAGAAGAAGAGGAGGGAGAAGUUGAGGCAGCAAGUGGGGGCCAAGCGGAACUAAAAUGCCCAUCUGACCACCAACCAACCAGUCCCCCUCUACUGCUGCACACUGAUGAUCUUACACCCAUGGAAAGACAAUUCAAUCUACCAAUAACUGGAUUACCCCUGCUAUAAGUGUGCAUAGACUACACAGAGAUGCACAGUGUGUUGGAUAAAAAGAGACAAAAAAAACACUCAUCUCAUGGAACAAAAACCUUCAGAAAUGGAACAUAGAAUGACAAAAGGGAUAUAAAAUAAUUCAGUGUUCUGAACAGCGAAGUCAGAUAAACUGAACUGACCUGAGAGUAGCGGUGUUCUAAUCUAUAAGGAGAAUACACAGGAUAUGUAUCCCAAAUGGCACCCGAUUCCCUAUAUAGUGCACUACCUUUGACCAGGGCCCAUAGGGGUGUGGUGCACUACUGUAGAUAGGGAAUAGGGUGCCAUUUGGGAUACAACCAUAGCCUCUAAGAGAGUACGGUAGUGUCAGAGAGUCAACCAUUAGUAUAGGCGUAAUCCAGACUCAAAAUCUCUCCAUGCUACAACUGAAAACUGGAAUAAUAUUAUUUUAUUGACCACAGAGGAGCUAUGAGAGUGAGAAUCUACUAUAUUGGCCGUGGCACAAAAAUGGCUAAAGAGAGAAAAUGGGAACCACUACUCAUGGACUGGCUUUGAAAGGGCUUUUAAAUGGGAGCAGGACCACAUCUUUUCCUCAAAGACUAAAGUCUUCUUCUCCUAUCCUGGGGCAGCAGACUGACUAACAGCAGGGACUGGAGUCUAAUGCCCUCUAGUGUUAGUGAUGUGGUAUUGUUUCCAAAAAUAGACCCCUCUUCCGUUACCUGGGAGAGUAUAAACAGGACUUUUAUUACUGUGUUCAUUAGAGACUUACUAACACUGCAUGUCAUAUUGUCAUGUAUUUUUUAAAGGGCUUUUCAGUAUACUAUAAUAUACUAAAAUAUACUAUAAUAUAAUACACUACCUUUUAAGGAGCAAGAGGAGAAGCAGAGCAGGAGAGAGAGAGGGGGGGAGGGAGGGAGAGAGAGAGAGAGGGGGGAGAAAGAGAGAGUAUACCAGAAAUAUAAGUAAUCUCUCACCACAGGACUGUCUUGAACCUAUAGGUUUUCUUCAGGUCUGUGUUUCCUGGCUAUGCUGAUCGGAUCAGAAAAACAUGGUGUGGGUCUCAAAUGUCACCCUGUUCUCUAUAUAGCGCACACCUUUUGACCAGAGCCCCUAAUCAAAAGUAGUGCACUGGGGAAUAGGGUGCCAUUUGGGAUGCAACAAUGGCAAACAAGGGCUAUCUAUAACUUUGACCUUACUGCAACUUGUCACAUUUACAGAUCCUAGCCACCAAGUUGUUGUUAAAGGAAAAAUCCACUCAAAUACUACACUGAACACAAAUAUAAAAGCAACAUGCAACAAUUUCAAAGAUUUUACUGAUUUACAAUUCAUACAAGGAAUUAAGUCAAUUUAAAUAAAUAAAUGAGGCCCUAAUCUAUGGAUUUCACAUGACUGGGCAGGAGUGCAGCCAUGGGCGGGGCUGUGAGGGCAUAGGUCCACCUACUGGGGAGCCAGGGCCAGCCAUGGGCGGGGCUGUGAGGGCAUAGGUCCACCUACUGGGGAGCCAGGGCCAGCCAUGGGCGGGGCUGUGAGGGCAUAGGUCCACCUACUGGAGAGCCAGGGCCAGCCAUGGGCGGGGCUGGGAGGGCGUAGGUCCACCUACUGGGGAGCCAGUCCCAGCCAUGGGCGGGGCUGGGAGGGCAUAGGUCCACCUACUGGAGAGCCAGGGCCAGCCAUGGGCGGGGCUGGGAGGGCGUAGGUCCACCUACUGGGGAGCCAGUCCCAGCCAUGGGCGGGGCUGUGAGGGCAUAGGUCCACCUACUGGGGAGCCAGGGCCAGCCAUGGGCGGGGCUGUGAGGGCAUAGGUCCACCUACUGGAGAGCCAGGGCCAGCCAUGGGCGGGGCUGUGAGGGCAUAGGUCCACCUACUGGAGAGCCAGUCCCAGCCAUGGGCGGGGCUGUGAGGGCAUAGGUCCACCUACUGGGGAGCCAGGGCCAGCCAUGGGCGGGGCUGGGAGGGCAUAGGUCCACCUACUGGGGAGCCAGGGUCAGCCAUGGGCGGGGCUGUGAGGGCAUAGGUCCACCUACUGGGGAGCCAGGGCCAGCCAUGGGCGGGGCUGGGAGGGCAUAGGUCCACCUACUGGGGAGCCAGUCCCAGCCAUGGGCGGGGCUGUGAGGGCAUAGGUCCACCUACUGGGGAGCCAGGGCCAGCCAUGGGCGGGGCUGUGAGGGCAUAGGUCCACCUACUGGGGAGCCAGGGCCAGCCAUGGGCGGGGCUGUGAGGGCAUAGGUCCACCUACUGGGGAGCCAGGGCCAGCCAUGGGCGGGGCUGUGAGGGCAUAGGUCCACCUACUGGGGAGCCAGGGCCAGCCAUGGGCGGGGCUGUGAGGGCAUAGGUCCACCUACUGGGGAGCCAGGGCCAGCCAUGGGCGGGGCUGGGAGGGCAUAGGUCCACCUACUGGGGAGCCAGGGCCAGCCAUGGGCGGGGCUGGGAGGGCAUAGGUCCACCCACUGGGGAGCCAGUCCCAGCCAAUCAGAAUGAGUUUUUCCCACAAAAGGGCUUUAUUGCAGACAGAAAUACUCAUCAGCAGAAAAUAAGCUUUUUGUGUAGAAGAUUUCUGGAAUCUUUUAUUUCAGCUUAUGGAACAUGGGACCAACACUUUACAUGUUGUGCUGAAAAUGUUUUGCAUGUCAUCAGUCAAGUUUUCAACAUAUUGGAAUUUCAAAAAGCAAAGUGUCAGUUGCACAUCAUAUGAUGCUUCUUGGAAAAGGACCCAUAAGUAUUUCACUAGUCUACACCUGUUGUUUACGAAGCAUUUGAAAAAUAAAAUGUGAUUUGAUACAGUCCCAAAAUGUGUUGCAUGUCACCAGUCACGUUUUCAAGAUAUAGGAUUUUCAACAAUGCAGUUAAAGAUAAAUAAUAACAAAUAUAUAUUUUUUUGAAAUAGUGGCUAUAUACAGGGAAUACCAGUACCGAGUUGAUAUGAAGGGGUACGAGAUAAUUGAGGUAGCUACAUAUUCAGUAGGUAGGCAUAAAGUGACUAGGCAACAGGAUAGAUCAUAGACAGUAGCAGGCUGCCAGCAGCGUGUGUGUGUGUUGUGUCAGUGUGCAUGUGUACGGUUAUGUGUAUAUGUGUGUGUUGGGAUGUCAGUGUAAGUAUGUGUGAGUCAGUGGAGGCUUCUGAAGGGAGGACAGCUCAUAAUAAUGGAUGGAACUGCACAAAUGGAGUAGCAUCAAACCAUGUGUUUGAUAACAUUCCCCUAAUUCCGCUCCAGCCAUUACCACGAGCCCGUCCUCCCCAGUUGGUGUGAGUCACUGGUGUGAGUGUGUGUGUCCAGUGUGUGUGUCCAGUGUGUGUGUCCAGUGUGUGUCCAGUGUGUGUGUCCAGUGUGUGUGUGUGUCCAGUGUGUGUGUCCAGUGUGUGUCCAGUGUGUGUGUCCAGUGUGUUUGUCCAGUGUGUGUGUCCAGUGUGUGUGUCCAGUGUGUGUGUCCAGUGUGUGUGUCCAGUGUGUUUGUCCAGUGUGUGUGUCCAGUGUGUGUGUCCAGUGUGUUUGUCCAGUGUGUGUGUCCAGUGUGUGUGCAUAGAGUCAGUGCAAGAGAGUUGCAAAAAAGGGUCAAAUAAGGUAGUCCGGGUAUUCAUUUGAUGAGCUGUGGUCCUUCUGUAGCUCAGUUGGUAGAGCAUGGCGCUUGUAACGCCAGGGUAGUGGGUUC
This is a messenger RNA of Oncorhynchus keta (chum salmon), 9983 nucleotides long. Its product is annotated as 1-phosphatidylinositol 4,5-bisphosphate phosphodiesterase gamma-1-like. The coding region runs from base 2263 to 6240 and encodes 1325 amino acids. Lineage: Eukaryota; Metazoa; Chordata; Actinopteri; Salmoniformes; Salmonidae. Gene Ontology annotation, molecular function: protein binding; calcium ion binding; phosphatidylinositol-4,5-bisphosphate phospholipase C activity. Gene Ontology annotation, biological process: phosphatidylinositol-mediated signaling; phospholipid catabolic process; positive regulation of epithelial cell migration. The transcript has 38 exons. The record is from RefSeq and is a predicted model, not a curated record.